Entrophospora candida is the source of this 408-nucleotide messenger RNA. The record is from the annotation of a GenBank genome assembly. NCBI's taxonomy places the organism in Eukaryota, Fungi, Glomeromycota, Glomeromycetes, Entrophosporales, Entrophosporaceae.
AAUGAGGCACGUAGUGCCGAAUUGUUAUCUAUUAUAUUACCUGAGAAUGAGGCACGCAGUGCCGAAUUGUUAUCCCUACCUGUACUCACACCGAAAAAACUUUGGUGGCCCAAAAAAUAUAUUGCAUUUGACCCAUCAAAGCGCAAUACAUAUUAUCAUAUAAAUGCAUGUUUACCGCGAGAUCCAGAGUCUUACACUCAUAUGACACCAUUAUUUUUCAUACCACGAUUACUUAAACCCAUCACUUACCCGAAACUGUAUCUUGAUCAAAAUUGUGCAACACAAAAAUGGUCAUCAAUUAAUUUACUUUACCUUACCCAUAAUGGAAGUACUUACCCAGAACUUUAUUUCGAUCAAAAUCCCACGGCACAAAAACCCUCUUGUAUGAUCCAAGUGUCAAAGUAUUAA